AUGGGUUCCGUUGUCAUCGAUGCAGAGCGUUCAGUGGCCAACAUCUUCAACUCCACCGUCGCAGGCUGGGCCAUAGGCGCUGCGUGGGAACUCGGAAUUCUGGACCAAAUCAAGAACAACAAGCAGCUGCACGAGGAGACGUUUGCGUCGCAGCAAAAUCUACACAUCGGAUCUACAAAAGGCCUGGUAGCCUCACUGGUUGUCGUUCAUGUACUAGAGCGAGACGGCGACGUCGUCGCCGCCGGCCCGCUGUUCGACGAGGCAUAUCGUACAAAAUCGCUCUUCCACUGGCUCAGCCUGGGCUCCGGGGCGCUCUUCUCGCAGAUGCAGUGCGUUGUACGCAAUGAGAACCGCAAAGGGGACAACUAUUACACGCGCGAUACUGCCGCCAUAGCGUAUGCCUGCCGGGAUAUUAAUCGCCAGCACUUUGAUCCCGCAUUUUGGGCGGCCAUGGAUGGGCUAGACUACAAGUUCACGUCCGUGGUUGACCUCGGUUGCGGCAGCGGCGAGCGGCUGAUGCAAAUCCUUGAUCGCUUUCCCAACACCACUGCCGUUGGUGUUGAUCUGGCUAGUCCGGCUCUCAAGGUGGCCGCGGCCGAGGCAGCGCAACGUGGCUACAGCAAUCGUCUGACCUUCAUGGAGGGUGAUGCUCGGGAAAUGGAGCAUCAAGACGAGUUUAAACAAGUAGACCUGUUGACGUGCUUCAUGAUGGGGCAUGAUUUCUGGCCCCGAGAAAAUUGCAUAAAGACGCUGAAGCGCUUACGCGAGGUGUUUCCGAAAGUGAGGAGGUUCCUCCUGGGGGAUGCCACGAGAAUAUUGCUAAACACCAAGGGGUCGGAUGGGGCUGUUACCGAGGAUACUUUGCCGAUUUUUACUUUGGGUUUUGAACUCGGCCAUGAGAUGAUGGGAGUUUACCUUCCUACUAUCGACGAAUGGGACGGGGUUUUUGAUGAGGCUAAUUGGUCGUGUGUGAGGAAGCAUCGCAUAGAAUCGCUGACAUUAUCAGUUGUAUUCGAGCUAGAACAUGCAUGA
Messenger RNA from Metarhizium brunneum ARSEF 3297, 1032 nucleotides. RefSeq names its product Phenylpyruvate C(3)-methyltransferase (gene mppJ). NCBI's taxonomy places the organism in Eukaryota, Fungi, Ascomycota, Sordariomycetes, Hypocreales, Clavicipitaceae. The record is from RefSeq and is a predicted model, not a curated record.